Molecule: messenger RNA, 652 nt
Organism: Rubroshorea leprosula
Lineage: Eukaryota; Viridiplantae; Streptophyta; Magnoliopsida; Malvales; Dipterocarpaceae
Source: the annotation of a GenBank genome assembly
UUUUCAAGUUAAUUUUCUCUCCAUCCAAACAGUUUUUCUACUUAUACUUCGUUGGUGGGGUUGAGAAAUAGAACUGCUGCAAUGAGUUUGGCGAUUCGGGUCAUGUUUGUAGUAGCAUGCCUUCUGAUUUUUUCGAGUCUUGGUCUUGGCUCGAGGAGGGAUCAUGCACUGGUGAGGAAGACUCUGUUAGCACGAUUUUGUUGUCAUAACGACGAGAGAAGUUCUUCCAAAGACUCAGCAAUGGCUCAGGCAACGAAGAACAAUACUUUGGAUAACAAGAGAGUAGUUCCCACUGGUCCAAAUCCCUUGCACAACAGGUAGAAUGCACAGGUUUUUGGAUGAAAGUUCAACCCUUACAACACUUUGAAAGUAACUUUUUUUGGUACAUGAAGGAGUCAGCGUCUCUAAUUAAUACUAUUGUAGAGGUUAUGGUAAGGUUUGAGAAUUCGACUUAUCUUAAAAUUAGGAUUUUCUUUGAUUAUGUAUUUGCAUAAUCAAUUUGUUUCUUUUGCUUCUUUUCUUUUCUUUUUUUUUUGGUUGAUGUUAUGCUUUGUAGGUUUUCAUUUAUUACAUCACAUCCAUAUUAUCAUGGAUUGGUGUUAUCAAGAUGUAGUUCAAUUAGUUAAAUCAUUUAUAAAUUUUAAAUUUUAAC